AUGGCAUCAGAUUCCACCUGGCGUUCCCAAGGCGCAGCCAAGCGUCAAGCUAUUCUUGAUGCGAUCCCCGAGAAAUGGCGACUUCAAGACCCCAUCCCCGCUGCAACCAAAGUCCCCGAUGUCACGGGUGCUUAUAUACAGCAAUAUCUCAGCGAGCGGGAGAUUGAGAUAACAGAAUCUGAUGCGGUAGAUAUUGUUGAACAAACCACCUCUGGACGUUGGUCGGCUGUUGAAGUCACAGAGGCAUUUUGUCACCGUGCUGCAUUGGCCCAUCAGCUAGUCAGUUGUCUUCAUGAGAUAUUUUUCGACGCAGCCAUAGAAGAUGCGAAGAAACUCGAUGCAUACUUCGCGGAACAUAACACUCCCAUAGGUCCAUUGCACGGCCUCCCCGUCAGUCUAAAAGACCAGUUCCACGUCAAAGGCGUCGAAACAACAAUGGGUUACGUAGGCUGGAUCAACACAUUCCAAGGCCACGUUAACGACCCCCGUCGCGCGACAGAAGAAAGCGAACUGACCAGAGAACUACGAGCCCUCGGUGCCGUCCUGUACUGCAAGACGAGUGUCCCCGCAACCCUCAUGGCCGGUGAAACAGUCAACAACAUCAUCGGUUAUACCUGGAACCCGAAGAACAGACUCCUCUCCUGUGGAGGCAGUUCUGGUGGCGAAGGGGCACUGAUUGCAUUGCGAGGAUCACCCGCUGGCUUCGGUACUGAUAUCGGAGGAAGUGUUCGCAUCCCCGCAGGUUUCAACUCCCUGUACGGUCUGCGUCCAUCCUCUGGGAGGAUGCCGUAUCAGGGUGCUGCCAAUUCUAUGGAUGGGCAGAAUUCCAUCCUAUCUGUUAUUGGGCCAUUGGCGGCUACGGCGCGGUCUUUGACAUUGCUUUUCAAAGCGGUUUUGAGUCAACAGCCGUGGUACCAUGAUCCUCUCGCUUUGGAGCUACCGUGGCGUGAUGAGAUCGUGCAAGAGACACGCUCUUGGAUUGAGCGGGCAGGGACUGGGGUUCCGAGUCUUGCGUUUGGAAUUAUGCGCUAUAAUGGAGUGGGUCGUAUUCAUCCUCCAAUUGCACGAGGCAUGAAGCUGGUUGAACAGACCUUGAGACGGCUGGGUCACCAGGUGAUCGCCUGGGAUCCGCCGUCUCAUGCCACGGCACAUGGGAUAGCUGGCAAAAUCUUCAAUCUGGACGGCGGCGUGGACAUGAGGCAUCAUUUUGGUCUGUCUGGAGAGGCAAAGGCACCACAGGUCCUUGUUUCUGAAGAAGGCACUGAACUGAAGGCAUCGGAAAUAAGUGCUAUUAAUAUCGCAAAGCGAGAAUACCAGAAACAGUACAUGGACUACUGGAAUAGCACUGUCGAACUGACUGGUACAGGACGUCCCGUUGAUGGAUUUUUUUGUCCACUGGCGUCACAUGCCGCAGUGAUCCCUGGCCAAUAUGGUGAUGUUGGCUAUACCAGCUUCGUGAAUGUUCUGGACUACACCAGUAUAGCUAUCCCGGUGACCUUCGCGGAUAGGACCGUGGAUGUUUCUCCAGCGGGAACCCCUGCCUCAGAGUUGGAUGACGAGAUUGAAUGGGAUUAUGAUGCCAAGACAUAUGACGGUGCUCCAGUGGGGGUUCAAUUAGUAGGGAGGCGAUUGCAAGAAGAGAAAAUACUGACAAUUGUUGAGCAUAUCGGGAAAGAGAUUGGCCAAGAUUCGAAAUGA
This is a messenger RNA of Penicillium odoratum, 1698 nucleotides long. It is a transcript of the gene gmdA, whose product is annotated as putative general amidase GmdA. The transcript has 4 exons. The coding region runs from base 1 to 1698 and encodes 565 amino acids. The record is from RefSeq and is a predicted model, not a curated record. Lineage: Eukaryota; Fungi; Ascomycota; Eurotiomycetes; Eurotiales; Aspergillaceae.